CGCUUUACCACAACCGAAUCAUUAAGGGAGUGAAAGAACGUUAGUCACGUAUCUGCAUUCGUCGAAAUUUUGAGAGUACACGCUCCUUAAAUCACAAAACUCGUCUCGUCGCAUUUACCGCACCCGAAACAAAAUGUCUGGAGGAAAGUCUGGAGGCAAAGCUGCUGUUCCCAAAUCGGCACAAUCCCGUUCCGCCAAGGCCGGUUUGGCCUUCCCCGUCGGUCGUGUCCAUCGUCUGCUCCGUAAGGGAAACUAUGCUCAACGUGUUGGUGCCGGUGCUCCCGUCUACCUGGCUGCCGUUCUUGAGUACUUGGCUGCUGAAAUUCUCGAGUUGGCCGGAAACGCCGCUCGUGACAACAAGAAGACGCGUAUUAUUCCCCGUCACUUGCAAUUGGCCAUUCGUAACGAUGAGGAGCUGAACAAGCUUUUGGGUAACGUUACAAUCGCCCAAGGUGGUGUCGUUCCCAAUAUCCACAAUCAUCUGUUGCCCAAAACUUCAGGACACAUGUCCAAACCCAGCCAAGAGCUGUAGGCUCUUAAAAAGCGGAUUUGCCCAACGCCCGGCUUUUGAGCUGUGCUCGCUGGUCGUUUUUGGCUGUCUAAUCUGGUGUGAUUGUUAAACAAUCCCCACUGCUAGUCGCGAUUUUUGUUUUGUAUGUAUAGUAAUGAACCUAGUUAACAGCA
Schizosaccharomyces japonicus yFS275 is the source of this 684-nucleotide messenger RNA. RefSeq names its product histone H2A alpha. The record is from RefSeq and is a predicted model, not a curated record. Gene Ontology annotation, cellular component: rDNA heterochromatin; nucleus; pericentric heterochromatin. The transcript has a single exon. Gene Ontology annotation, molecular function: DNA binding; chromatin-protein adaptor activity; protein heterodimerization activity. Bases 134 to 532 code for a protein of 132 amino acids. Gene Ontology annotation, biological process: mitotic chromosome condensation; mitotic G2 DNA damage checkpoint signaling; meiotic centromeric cohesion protection in anaphase I. Lineage: Eukaryota; Fungi; Ascomycota; Schizosaccharomycetes; Schizosaccharomycetales; Schizosaccharomycetaceae.